Hyposmocoma kahamanoa is the source of this 721-nucleotide messenger RNA. RefSeq names its product cuticle protein-like. Lineage: Eukaryota; Metazoa; Arthropoda; Insecta; Lepidoptera; Cosmopterigidae. The coding region runs from base 23 to 661 and encodes 212 amino acids. The record is from RefSeq and is a predicted model, not a curated record. Gene Ontology annotation, cellular component: extracellular matrix. The transcript is spliced from 2 exons.
AGACAUCCUCAAAUCUAACACUAUGUUCAAGUUUGCCUUGAUCCUCGCCUUCGUGGCCGUUGCCCGUGGAUCUGUCGUGCCUGUGGCGCAAACAGGUGCUGACUACACAAGCUUCGCGUACGACGUGGCCGAUCCCAACACUGGCGACUACAAAAGCCAGGUGGAGACCCGCUCCGGAGGCAACGUCGUCGGUCAAUAUUCGCUUUUGGACGCUGAUGGCACUAAGCGCACUGUCGACUAUUCCGCUGAUGACGUCAAUGGAUUCAACGCGGUUGUGCGUAAAGACCCUGCCGUUGUAGCUGCCGCUCCCGCUGUGGUGUCUACCCCCGUUGUUGCCGCUCCUGCUGUGGUUUCCGCUCCCGUUGCUGGCGCUCCUGCGGUUGUUGCUGCUCGCACUUACACCGCUCCUACUGUGUACGCUGCGGCUCCAGCCGUAGCCUCCGCUCCCGUGGUAGCCGCUCGUACUUACGUCGCUCCCUCCGUAUAUGCCUCCGCUCCCGUCGUUGCCCAAACGUACGCCGCUGCGGCUCCCGUGAUUACCAGUACGUACACGGCCGCUGCUCCAGUAGUAGGAGCUCGGUCUUAUUCUUCUGUUUACUCUGCUGGCCCAGUCGUGUCUCCCUAUUACACCGCGUACUCUAACCCCAUUACCCACUGGUAAUUCAAUAAGAUCAAACCACGACUUAUUCCAACGGUUUUCUGAGUUAUUCAAAUGUUAUAA